AUGUCUGUAGCAGUUUAUUUCUAUUCAGUGGGUGCGUGUUUGUUGCUUUCAAUCACCUAUGUUGCUAGCCUUUACAUUUGGAGCUCCAAUUACCCAAGAGAUCAUCCUUUAACAAUUAAAAGAAGAUUUUUUAGUGUAUUUAUCAUGAUGUUUAUAUCACCAAUGUUCUUGUAUGUAAUGGGUUCCGAAGAACUUUUUAAAAAAGCUACAAUUUGGGAACUACUCGGAUUCAGGACAGAUGGUAUUGUAAAUGCUUCAAUAAUACCACUUAUGUUAACAAUGGUCUUAUUCCUUGGACCCUUAUCAAUGAGUCAAUACAGCGGUUUUAAUGCCAGCGAAUACAUGAAUAAUUUUACAAAUUUGGUAUGGCUGCGAAAUCAUAUAGUAGCUCCAUUGUCUGAAGAAUUCACUUUUCGAGCUUGUAUGUUGCCGUUACUUCAGCAGUGCUUUGGAAGACUUGCGUCGAUUUUAAUAUGUCCAUUAUUUUUUGGAGUUGCACAUUAUCACCAUAUGCAAGAGAGAUUAAAAUCCGGGAUGUGUUUGAAGACUACAAUCAUCAUAUCUUCAUUCCAAUUUUUGUAUACAACAUUAUUUGGAGUUUACUCAGCUUAUUUAUUUGUGAGGACAGGACAUUUUGCAGCACCUUUUGUGGUGCAUGCCUUUUGCAACCACAUGGGAUUACCUAAUUUUGAGGAAGCUUUGUCUUAUAAAUCGCCAAAGAAGGAAAGAGUUUGUUCACUAUUUCUUAUUGGAUUGGUAAUAUGGGGAUUUCUUAUUGAACCAAUUACAAAACCGCACUUAUUUUCAAAUCAUUUGUACAAUUUAAAUUAUGAAGACAAUAGUAUUCAAUAA
This is a messenger RNA of Ctenocephalides felis (cat flea), 852 nucleotides long. RefSeq names its product CAAX prenyl protease 2-like. The record is from RefSeq and is a predicted model, not a curated record. The transcript has a single exon. Gene Ontology annotation, cellular component: endoplasmic reticulum membrane. Gene Ontology annotation, biological process: CAAX-box protein processing. Bases 1 to 852 code for a protein of 283 amino acids. NCBI's taxonomy places the organism in Eukaryota, Metazoa, Arthropoda, Insecta, Siphonaptera, Pulicidae. Gene Ontology annotation, molecular function: metalloendopeptidase activity.